AUGCUCCGAAGUGCAGAGCUCCGAAUGAUAUCAUUACAUGAUGGGAUCAUCCCAUACGAGCGGCCACCUCGAACCAAGUAUUUCUUCCUAAACAAGUUCGAAACUAAGGUACUCCAUGCGAAGAAAGAGCUUAUCAAAGGCAAGAUAUUCCAAUUGGAAAAUCAAGACGGGAAUGAUGCAUUGGUUCAACACAAGUUGGAGCUCUACCGUACCUACUUAACGCAGAUCCGAAAAGUAUUCCGUAUGCAGAAGAAACUGGAGGAAACUUGGCAAAACCGCAUGAAAGUCGUCGCUGCAUAUUUGAACAUCUUGGCUGGGGAGAGAAAGCUGAUUCGUGCCAUCGCACCACCUCCACCACCAUUGACAAAAUUCCAGAAAUUGGUCUCUCGUGUUCGUAAUGUCAUCCGCUCAAUUUUUCCGAACAGAAGAUUGAGACCAAGCGACAACACUCAAAACAUCUAA
Molecule: messenger RNA, 462 nt
Organism: Caenorhabditis remanei
Lineage: Eukaryota; Metazoa; Nematoda; Chromadorea; Rhabditida; Rhabditidae
Exons: 3
Coding region: 1-462 (153 amino acids)
Source: RefSeq, a predicted model, not a curated record